Messenger RNA from Pelagomonas calceolata, 1036 nucleotides. The record is from the annotation of a GenBank genome assembly. NCBI's taxonomy places the organism in Eukaryota, Pelagophyceae, Pelagomonadales, Pelagomonadaceae.
ACUCGACGGACUCGACUGGCAAAUGAAGCGCCAGCUUAUUGUUGUAAUUACUAUCUGUGCGCGCGCCGCAGCGCUCGCGCCGCAGCGUGCACGCAUACGUACGCGCUCGGUGGCAAGACCCGCGACAGCAUACCUCGCAACACUCUCGGCACCGGUCGUCGACGACUCGACGGUCGCCGCGGCCGUAGACGUGACCGCGGCCUAUCUCAACUCGCUCGCCGCAGCGCCUGCGAGCCUCAAUUCGGCGCGGCCCGCCAUCAACGAGGUGCUCAAAUCGAGGGUAGAUCCGGUCGCGGACGCGAAACAGAGACUGCUCGCGGCCUGCGACGCGUUCGAGGCGUCGCAGCGCGCGGCGGCCGCGGCGGCCGAAGCUGCGGCCGCGGCCGCGCCGCCGCCGAAGAAAAGAGGCUUUUUCCGGCGCGGCGAUAAAAACGCGCUCAAAGCCGAGAGCUACGCGUCCGUCGAGACGACGGUGGACGACGCCUCGGCGGCGCAACGCGACGCCGUCGUCGCGGCGCUCGAGGAGCUCGCGCGCCUGAGUCCGCCGACGAAGGCGCUGGACGGGUGGCGGGGACGCGGCGGCGUCGCGCCGUCGGCCUGUCCGCUCGACGGCCGCUGGAAACUACGGUUCACGAACGCCGCUGACGCGCGCUUUCGGAGCGACGCGGAGACGAGCCAGCACAUCGACGCGGAGAAGGGGCUCUUCGUCAACGCCGUGGACUUCACGGGGUCGUCCGGCAAGCUCCGAGGCUUCCGCGUGGAGGUCGACGGCGAGGCCUUGAGCGACACGGAGGUGCAGCUAGCGUUUCGGAGAGUGCGCCUCCUGCGGCGGUCGCGGUUCCCGAGGCUCUUCGGGACGAUCACGAUCCCGCUGCCGAACCCGGCGCGGCUCCGCAAGCUGACGAAGUGGCUCGCGCGCGGCUCCGGCAACCAGUCCUCCCGCGGCGCCGGCUUCGAGAUCGUCUACAUCGACGAGGACGCGCGCGCGCACCGGACCUUCGACGGGCUUUAUUUCGUCCAGACGCGCGUUGCAUAA